UGAACCACCCCUCCCUUCCCAGCCAGCAGAGCCUACGCAACAGAAGAGGGAGAAGCAGGAGUUCCUGAAGAUGAACAGAACAAGAUACAACACGACUCAAAGUAACAGCAGACCACACAGAACUGCUUUUUGUGGCAUUUAUUGACUAGUCAGGACAGUUCAAACUACUACUUGUAUGAAAGACAUCACAUACCUGCAUCUGAGGACAUCAUUAGAGAACCAGUGCCAUGGUGUGAGAGGAACCACUUCUACAGAUAGUGAAGAUGUCUUCACUCAGAGUAACUGAGAGUUGGGAGAAGGUGGACCUGAUGUACAUCUCUAUCGAAUUCACUAUUGCUCUGGCGUCGGUGCUUGGGAAUGUGCUGGUGGUCCUGGUGGUUUACAUGAACCAGACUCUCAGAGACCCAACUUUCUGUUUUAUUGUUUCUCUGGCACUGGCUGAUAUUGCGGUCGGCGUUUUUGUCAUUCCACUAGCGGUGGUCCUCAGCUUGGGUCUCAGCACACUGUUUUACAACUGCCUCUUCAUUUCCUGCCUCAUCAUCAUCAUAACCCAAAGCUCCAUAUUGUCGCUGCUGGCCAUCGCCGUUGACCGCUUCCUACGUGUCAAAAUCCCCACCAGGUAUAACAUCACUGUUACGCAGAGACGGGCGUGGGUAGCUGUGGGUUUGUGCUGGCUCAUCUCAUUUCUGACUGGUUUAGUGCCAAUGGCUGGCUGGCACCGCACCCCACCCAUGAAUGUGAGCACGACGGCCAUCAAAUGCCAGUUCACCAACGUCAUGUGCAUGGAUUAUAUGGUCUACUUCAACUUCUUUGUUUGGGUGGUGGUGCCCCUGACCAUCAUGAUCGGCCUGUACGCCGAGAUCUUCCGUGUGAUCUGCCGCCAGCUCAACCGUCGAGCUGAGGCCACUUGCGACUCAAGCAAGUACUACCAUAAAGAGCUGAAACUUGCAAAGUCGUUGGCACUAGUUCUGUUUUUGUUCGCACUCUGCUGGCUACCACUGCAUAUUAUGAACUGUAUUGUGUUUUUUUGCCCCACAUGCAAUGUGCCCAAGGGUGCUUUUUACUUUGGCAUCUUCAUGUCACACGUCAACUCUGCACUCAACCCGGUGGUAUAUGCCUUCCGCAUCCAGCGCUUCCGUGAUACACUGAUUCAAAUCAUCCAGCGAUUCAUGCUCUGUAAAACCCCAUCAGCCAACCUGAGCCAGCAUGAUCCUGGACCCAUCACAGAGAAAACCCAAGUUCAGUAGCAACUAAGACUGAAAACUUUAGAUAUACAAAGAAUCCAAUGCAACCUGCAAUAUGGUGUAAUAAGUCCCGCUUUCUAAAUAAAAGAACCAGUCAGCGGUUAGUAAAGUCAUUGCAUUACUGCAGUUGCCAUCAGGAGCCGCAGAUGUAAUAGAAACAGUCAGCAUUUUUAGAAAUGCACGUAGGAUUGCAUAUGCGAUUUGGCUGGUCCAGCCUGAAAUAUAAGCUUUUUAACGCUAUUUGAUCAUAAGAAACAACAUUUAUGGACUGUUCAUGUCUGAUUUUGUUGAUUUCCCCAUUUAAGUUCCCUAUUUAGACGUGGUUUUGGGUGCCUGAAAUAACUGUCUAAUGGCAUUGAAAAUAUGGAACAGACUUUCAUGCGCUGUCUGGGUUGUAGCAACUGACUGGCAAAACGAACUAUGCAAAUCAGGAAACAACACAAAUAUACCCAAAAAACGCA
Molecule: messenger RNA, 1705 nt
Organism: Carassius carassius (crucian carp)
Lineage: Eukaryota; Metazoa; Chordata; Actinopteri; Cypriniformes; Cyprinidae
Product: adenosine receptor A1-like
Exons: 2
Coding region: 264-1247 (327 amino acids)
Biological process (GO): G protein-coupled adenosine receptor signaling pathway
Cellular component (GO): membrane; dendrite; synapse
Molecular function (GO): G protein-coupled adenosine receptor activity
Source: RefSeq, a predicted model, not a curated record